AGCUUUCAGUCAACGUGUGACAGCCUUGCCAAGCCGAAUAAAGCUGGAUGCCGAGCAUCAUCGAGACAGCCGUUCCAUUCAGAGUCUUAAAGCUAAUGACAACUCGUUGCUGCUAGUCCUCGUUGAUCGCUCGUUGCAAAGCUCUUUCUGCUUGGCAAUUUCUCACGAUAAAACAUCGAACGACCAUUAGCGUCCCACCACCAUUUCUGCCUUAUUCGAUAUAUCUUUCGAAAAGAAACAGACGAAAUCACCUCGCCGAAAAUGGACUUUCUUGAUGAACUCAAUGGAUUUUUUAGGCGGAUUCAAUUGGACGUCGAAGGACGUCGACGAGAAGACCGGGCUUUGAACAGCUUUAGCGUGUUAUCGGCUCCAAAACCGAGUAAAAAUAUUCUGGUCAUCGACAAAGUCUAUUUCUACGCCAAGAACAACGCCAUCGAGCACCAUACUGUCCGCUACGAGUUAGUGCACCGGCAGCCCGAGACGGCCGUCUUUCGCCGUGGCCAACCAUUCACUUUCAUCAUCCGCUUCGCCGACGGCAAGUCUUUCAGUCCCGGCAAAGAUAUUCUCAGGCUUCACUUCAACUUGGGUCCGAAUCCCAGCAUUAUAAAACACACGCAGGGUAUCCUCAACGUCCAAGGCGACGAAGAGGAAUUCACUAAAGAAAGUGACCAGUGGGACAUUCGCGUCGUGGGCAAAACCGCAGACACCAUUACUAUGCAGGUCCAAAUUCCAGUGGACGCCCCAAUCGGCAUAUGGAAAUUGGAGGUCUACACCGGAGAGGCUGGCGACGCAGCCGAGAGACUCCGACUUUACAACUGCCCCAACGAUAUCUACGUCCUUUUCAAUCCUUGGUGUGAAGAUGACACCGUUUACAUGGAAGGCGAACAAGACGGUCGCAGUAAGGCGAGCAAUCUGCUGGACGAGUACGUUUUAGCCGACGUCGGCAAGAUUUGGAUGGGCGCCUACGGUUCGGCCAGGGGACGCGAGUGGGUUUUCGGUCAAUACGACGACGCAACGCUGCCCGUCUGCAUGUACUUGCUGGAAGCAUGCAAAAUACCUCAUUUCGAACGAGCUAAUCCUGUCGUCGUUUCGCGCGCCCUCACUAAAAUGGUCAAUCAAGCGGACGGCGAUAAUGGAAUCUUGCACGGCAGAUGGGACGGCAAAUACGAAGACGGCACAGCUCCAUCUGCCUGGACGGGCAGUGUGAAAAUCAUUGAAGAUUAUCUUAUGACCAAGAUGCCUGUCAAAUACGGCCAGUGCUGGGUGUUUGCCGGCGUCCUUACCACAGUUUGCCGCGCUCUUGGUCUACCCGCCCGGCCAGUUUCUAAUCUCGUCUCGGCUCACGACACGAACGGAACCUUCACGAUUGAUCGCUUCUUCGACGAGAAGGGCAACGCCAUGGACAUUGAUCCUUUCAACCCCGGCGGUGAAACUGAUUCCAUCUGGAACUUCCACGUUUGGGUAGAGGCGUGGAUGGCCAGACCGGACCUACCUAAAGGUUACGGUGGCUGGCAGGCCAUUGAUGCUACGCCCCAGGAACGUUCGGCCGGGUUCUACCAGUGCGGUCCGGCGUCGGUAGAGGCCGUCCGCAAAGGACAAGUUGGAUUAGUUCACGAUGUCGCUUUCGUUCUGGCGUCCGUAAAUGCAGAUUGCAUAUCUUGGCGGGCGGACAAAAACUCGGAAAUCGGUUUCGUUCAGGCGAGCUGCGAUCGUUACAAAAUCGGCAAACAGAUCCUGACUAAGAAACCCUUCGUCUUCGACACGGUCGGUCAAUCGGACACGGAAGACAUCACCAACACGUACAAAUCAUCAGAGGGUUCGAAUGAGGAGCGCAUCAGCCUAUUAACUGCCGUCGGAUCGUCUGUUCGAGCCAAACGGUUUUUCCGCUACCCCGAGAGAUCGGGCGAGGAUGUUGUUUUCGACUUGAUCGAGCUGGAACGCAUCCCUAUCGGAGAAUCUUUCAGCGUCGUUGUCACUCUGCAGAACCGUUCGAAACAAGCGCGUACCAUUCACGCUACUCUGUCGGCAACCACCAAUUUUUACAACGGAGUGAAGGCGCACUUAGUCCGUCACGCUUCGGCAACUUACAUCUUGCAGCCGAUGGCCCGCGAAGAACUCAGGCUGCCCGUUUCCAGUAAAGAUUACAUGAGCAAACUGGUUGAGUACGGCAUCAUGAAGCUGCACGCGUCCGCCACCGUCAAGGAAACCAAUCAGACGUGGUUUGAAGAGGACGAUUUCCAAGUCAUCAUGCCCACCGUAGACAUAAAGGUGGACGGGGCGAAAAAAGUGGGUCAGCCGCUAGAGGUCACCUUCACUUUCGUCAACGGUCUCAAGAUGAAAUUGACGCAAUGUAAAAUGGUUUUCGAAGGGCCGGGAUUAACGCGAUCAGAUUUCAGAGAAUAUCCCGAUUUGGCGCCGGGAGAAACGCUAACCAUUUCGACCAAGUUGAUACCGAAAUUCGCCGGAGAGCACAGCCUGAUCGCCUGUUUCGAUUCCAAGGAGUUCACUGAAAUUACGGGCUCCGUCAAAGUUGUCAUUUCCAAAUAAAAACGAGUUGUCACAUGUUGUCAGGUGCAAGUCACUAAACGCUUCGCUUCGCUGAUAAAUUCACAAUGCCUAUUAUGCAACCUAUAUACGAAAGCUUACUCUUUUCAUUCACGCCCGCUCUAACUGACGCAUAUCCCACAACGUAUCCGAUCGGCCGAGCCUCCAUCGUGUAGUCGCUUGAAAUAAUGGAAUAAAUCACGCCGCACCCACCAAUUUCUGCCUGCGAUUUCCUUUUCGCGCUAAGCCCCCGGGAACGUUUUAGCCAGUGAAUAAUUGAACAAGAAGAAAUACUUAAUCCAUAUUUUCCUUUCUUAUUGUGUCCACAUUUAUUCGGUACGUACUGCACUUGAAAUACACAAUGUAUGUCAACUGCA
Daphnia magna is the source of this 2921-nucleotide messenger RNA. Its product is annotated as hemocyte protein-glutamine gamma-glutamyltransferase. Bases 262 to 2547 code for a protein of 761 amino acids. The transcript has 15 exons. The record is from RefSeq and is a predicted model, not a curated record. Gene Ontology annotation, biological process: peptide cross-linking. Gene Ontology annotation, molecular function: protein-glutamine gamma-glutamyltransferase activity. NCBI's taxonomy places the organism in Eukaryota, Metazoa, Arthropoda, Branchiopoda, Diplostraca, Daphniidae.